AUGGAUGAUAUUCUUCAUCAGUGGUCGAAGCAAUUGGAUGAGCAUACAAAAGCUUUCCGCGAGCAGGCUAAAAAGAUUUCUGAAUGGGAUCGUAAGCUAUUUUCUAACGGACAUCAGAUCAGCCAACUGUAUCAGAUGACUGUGGACACAGAGGCGACACAGAAGACAAUCGAUCAGAACCUGGAUUAUAUCGACUCACAGCAACAGGAGCUUAGUGGCAUUCUAGAUUUGUAUGAGGAUCAGGUGCAAAAGAUGUUUGAGAAGGAUGCUGCUACUGCAGGAGUGAAUGCCAAUGGUCUGAGACCUGUAGAUGAGCAACGUGAGCAAACAUAUAGCUUGGCUGAGAACCUCAACAAGCAACUAGAUGAUAUGUCGCUUAACUUGACCAAUAUGAUUGAGGAAAUCAAUCAGACCUCACCCAAAGCUGAUGGCGAAAGCAAUGAUCCUGUUGGACAAAUUAUUCAGAUCUUGAACGCCCAUUUGACGAGUCUGCAGUGGAUUGAUGACAGUACAACACAAUUGCAAUCAAAGGUGCAGGAGGUGGGUAGACUACAGAACCAAUUGAUCAAGGAGCAUGAGAGCUAUCGUAGCCGUGGUGUCUUUACAGGUCGAUCAUAA
Lobosporangium transversale is the source of this 618-nucleotide messenger RNA. RefSeq names its product nuclear pore glyco protein p62. Lineage: Eukaryota; Fungi; Mortierellomycota; Mortierellomycetes; Mortierellales; Mortierellaceae. Gene Ontology annotation, molecular function: structural constituent of nuclear pore; phospholipid binding. The record is from RefSeq and is a predicted model, not a curated record. Gene Ontology annotation, biological process: RNA export from nucleus; protein import into nucleus. The transcript is spliced from 3 exons. Gene Ontology annotation, cellular component: nuclear pore; nuclear pore central transport channel. The coding region runs from base 1 to 618 and encodes 205 amino acids.